Molecule: messenger RNA, 2110 nt
Organism: Pleuronectes platessa (European plaice)
Lineage: Eukaryota; Metazoa; Chordata; Actinopteri; Pleuronectiformes; Pleuronectidae
Product: kelch-like protein 40a
Exons: 6
Coding region: 5-1843 (612 amino acids)
Molecular function (GO): protein binding
Source: RefSeq, a predicted model, not a curated record
CAAAAUGGCAGCCACGACCAUAGACCCAGUGGAGCAGCCUCGGAUGUACCAACAGACCCUUCUUCAGGAUGGACUGUGUGACCUGCUGGAAAAUGACAAGUUUGUGGACUGUGUUCUUAAAAUCCAGGAAAAGGAGUUCCCCUGCCACCGCUUGGUUCUGGCAGCAAGCAGCCCCUUCUUCAAGGCCAUGUUCCUGUCUGACCUGGAGGAGAGCAAGAAACGGGAGAUUGUACUCAAAGAUGUGGAGCCAGUUGUUAUGGGGAUGAUCCUGCGGUACUUAUACACCUCUGACAUUAGUCUGACAGAGCAAAAUGUCCAGGAUAUCUUCAUGGUGGCCAACAUGUACCAGAUCCCCUCCAUCUUCUCGGUAUGUGUCUCUUACCUACAAGAAAAGCUGGUGCUUGGAAACUGCUUGGCCAUCUUCAGACUGGGGCUGCUGCUGGACUGUCCCCGGCUCACAGUCAGGGCUCAAGAGUUCAUCUGUGAACGUUACCAGGUCGUCGUCAGAGACCAGGACUUCCUGCAGUUAGGCCCAAGUGAGCUGGCCAUCAUCAUCACCUCAGACUCCCUCAAUGUUGAGCGGGAGGAGCUGGUGUUUGAAUCCGUGAUGGACUGGGUAAAACAUGAUGAAAAAAACAGAGUCAAGGACCUGCCAGAGCUGCUGCACUGUAUCCGUUUUAGGCUUAUACCUUUGGAUUACUUCAAAGAGAAAGUUGAGUGCCACCAGUACAUCCAGUUUAGCCAGGAGAUCAAGAAGGAGCUGGAUCUCGUCAAGGAUGCUCACAGAGGGCAUCUCCCAAAGCCCAAGAAGCCUAGCAGUGAUGGGGCAAAGGGGGGAAAAGGAAGUGAGGAUGAGGAGGAGGAUGAAGAAGGAUAUCUGCCGGGUAUACUAAACAACAACCCACGCUUUGGGAUGUUUGAGAUGGAACUGAUAGUCAUGAUCAACAACACAGGGACUGUGGCCUACGACCCAGUAGGGAACGAAUGCUUUGUGGUGUCAGAAUCAACAGAUAUUCCCAAAAACCACUGCAGCCUGGUUACCAAGCAGAACCAGGUGUUUGUUGUCGGAGGACUUCUCUACAACGAGGACGAUAAAGACGAACCGUUCAGUUCUUACUUCCUGCAGUUUGACCCGAUGAGUUCAGAGUGGUUAGGGAUGCCCUCACAACCCAACCCUCGUUGCCUGUUUGGACUGACAGAAGCCGAGAACUCCAUCUUUGUUGUGGGUGGGAGGGAAUUGAAGGAAGGCGAGCACGCCCUGGAUUCAGUCAUGAUCUAUGACCGACAGUCAUUCAAAUGGGGUGAAUCAGACCCUCUGCCUUAUCAAGUAUACGGCCACGGGACUGUAUCACACAAUGGUCUCGUCUACGUUAUUGGAGGAAAGUCUGAAAGCAAGAAAUGCCUGAGAAGAGUCUGCGUCUACAAUCCAACCAAGUUUGAGUGGAAGGACCUGGCUCCCAUUAAGACGGCCCGCUCUCUGUUCGGUAUCACAAUCCACAAAGAGCAGAUUUACGUGUUGACGGGGGUCACAGAUGCAGGCCUCACCUGCUCUGCUGAGGUCUAUGACAUCGCCACCAACAAGUGGUCUGAGUUUACAGAGUUCCCUCAGCAGCGCAGCUCGCUUAAUCUAAUCUCAUCGGGAGGCUACCUGUACGCGUUAGGAGGCUUCGCUAUGAUGCCCAGUGAAACCAGUGAGGAGCCCGUCCCAACAGAGAUGACAGACAUCUGGAGAUAUGAUGAGGCAGACAAGGGUUGGUUCGGCAUUUUGCGAGAGGUGAGCUAUGCAGAGGGAUCCACGAUUCUUCCAGUGCGUCUCAACACUCUGCGUCUCUCCAAGUUAUAACUGAGUCCAACUCUCGCUGCCAUUAAUGAUGUAUGCAUAGCUUUGAAGUGAAUGAGGUCUCUGAAAAUGAGAACGUUUUUUGAAAAUGAGCACCAAGUUGUUUUAUCUGAUGAUUGGCAGCAGGGGGAGACAGAUACAAGUCUAAGUACUGGAGGAGAAAGGAAAGUUAGAAUAUCAAACCAAAUUUCUUUUAUAAAAAGCUGUUGAUUUGUACAUCUGUUUUUGUUAUAUUGUUUCCAAAAUUUUCUUUAAUAUCCAUUUGCUUUA